Molecule: messenger RNA, 6297 nt
Organism: Pongo pygmaeus (Bornean orangutan)
Lineage: Eukaryota; Metazoa; Chordata; Mammalia; Primates; Hominidae
Gene: SLC9A8
Product: solute carrier family 9 member A8
Exons: 16
Coding region: 264-2009 (581 amino acids)
Biological process (GO): proton transmembrane transport; regulation of intracellular pH; sodium ion transport
Cellular component (GO): membrane
Molecular function (GO): sodium:proton antiporter activity; potassium:proton antiporter activity
Source: RefSeq, a predicted model, not a curated record
AGCCGGAAUCUCUCGGUCCCAGGCGAUCAUGUGGCACAUGCCGGACAAGCGUCUCGAAAGCCCCGGGAGAGACUAAGACGCAAUCCUCCCACGCGCUUUCUCCCACCCUCGGGCCACUGAGACGGAGGGACAGAGGGCCGCCCUCGCGCGGCCGAGGCCCCGCCUCCCGCCCGUCCGCCCGCGCCCCCAGCGGAAGCCGGAAGCAAAAGCGGGUCCUGCUAGCCCCGCGGCUCCGAACUCGGUGGUCUUGGAAGCUCCGCAGGAUGGGGGAGAAGAUGGCGGAAGAGGAGAGAUUCCCCAAUACAACUCAUGAGGGUUUCAAUGUCACCCUCCACACCACCCUGGUUGUCACGACGAAACUGGUGCUCCCGACCCCUGGCAAGCCCAUCCUCCCCGUGCAGACAGGGGAGCAGGCCCAGCAAGAGGAGCAGUCCAGCGGCAUGACCAUUUUCUUCAGCCUCCUUGUCCUAGCUAUCUGCAUCAUAUUGGUGCAUUUACUGAUCCGAUACAGAUUACAUUUCUUGCCAGAGAGUGUUGCUGUUGUUUCUUUAGGUAUUCUCAUGGGAGCAGUUAUAAAAAUUAUAGAGUUUAAAAAACUGGCGAAUUGGAAGGAAGAAGAAAUGUUUCGUCCAAACAUGUUUUUCCUCCUCCUGCUUCCCCCUAUUAUCUUUGAGUCUGGAUAUUCAUUACACAAGGGUAACUUCUUUCAAAAUAUUGGUUCCAUCACCCUGUUUGCUGUUUUUGGGACGGCAAUCUCCGCUUUUGUAGUAGGUGGAGGAAUUUAUUUUCUGGGUCAGGCUGAUGUAAUCUCUAAACUCAACAUGACAGACAGUUUUGCGUUUGGCUCCCUAAUAUCUGCUGUUGAUCCAGUGGCCACUAUUGCUAUUUUCAAUGCACUUCAUGUGGACCCCGUGCUCAACAUGCUGGUCUUUGGAGAAAGUAUUCUCAACGAUGCAGUCUCCAUUGUUCUGACCAACACAGCUGAAGGUUUAACAAGAAAAAAUAUGUCAGAUGUCAGUGGGUGGCAAACAUUUUUACAAGCCCUUGACUACUUCCUCAAAAUGUUCUUUGGCUCUGCAGCGCUCGGCACUCUCACUGGCUUAAUUUCUGCAUUAGUGCUGAAGCAUAUUGACUUGAGGAAAACGCCUUCCUUGGAGUUUGGCAUGAUGAUCAUUUUUGCUUAUCUGCCUUAUGGGCUUGCAGAAGGAAUCUCACUCUCAGGCAUCAUGGCCAUCCUGUUCUCAGGCAUCGUGAUGUCCCACUACACGCACCAUAACCUCUCCCCAGUCACCCAGAUCCUCAUGCAGCAGACCCUCCGCACCGUGGCCUUCUUAUGUGAAACAUGUGUGUUUGCAUUUCUUGGCCUGUCCAUUUUUAGUUUUCCUCACAAGUUUGAAAUUUCCUUUGUCAUCUGGUGCAUAGUGCUUGUACUAUUUGGCAGAGCGGUAAACAUUUUCCCUCUUUCCUACCUCCUGAAUUUCUUCCGGGAUCAUAAAAUCACACCGAAGAUGAUGUUCAUCAUGUGGUUUAGUGGCCUGCGGGGAGCCAUCCCCUACGCCCUGAGCCUGCACCUGGACCUGGAGCCCAUGGAGAAGCGGCAGCUCAUCGGCACCACCACCAUCGUCAUCGUGCUCUUCACCAUCCUGCUGCUGGGCGGCAGCACCAUGCCCCUCAUUCGCCUCAUGGACAUCGAGGACGCCAAGGCGCGCCGCAGGAACAAGAAGGAUGUCAACCUCAGCAAGACUGAGAAGAUGGGCAACACUGUGGAGUCGGAGCACCUGUCGGAGCUCACGGAGGAGGAGUACGAGGCCCACUACAUCAGGCGGCAGGACCUUAAGGGCUUCAUGUGGCUGGACGCCAAGUACCUGAACCCCUUCUUCACUCGGAGGCUGACGCAGGAGGACCUGCACCACGGGCGCAUCCAGAUGAAAACUCUCACCAACAAGUGGUACGAGGAGGUACGCCAGGGCCCCUCCGGCUCUGAGGAUGACGAGCAGGAGCUGCUCUGAUGCCAGGUGCCAAGGCUUCAGGCAGGCAGGCCCAGGAUGGGCAUUUGCUGCCCACAGACACUCAGCAGGGGCCUCGCAGAGAUGCGUGCAUCCAGCAGCCCCUUCAAGACAUAAGAGGGCGGGGCGAGGUACUGGCUGCAGAGUUGCCUUAGUCCAGAACUUGCCAGGCCUCUGGAGCCAGGCGACUUCUUGGGAAACUGUCAUCUCCUGACUCCUCCCUGAGCCAGCCUCCGCUCAGUGUGGCUCCUCAGCCCACAGAGGGGAGGGAGCACGGGGCCAGGUGCCAGUCAUCUGUGAAGCUGGGGUGCCUACCCCCCACCCGGAGGACCCCUGCGGCCCCCUGCUUAAGAGAAGCACCAUCUACAGUUGUGCCAUUCCCCAGCCACUGCCUUCAUGCUGCCCCCGCCAGACUGGCAGAGCCAGGGGUCAGCCGCCUGCCUUUGAGUCAUCAAGAUGCCUCCGCAGCCACAAUUCUGACCUAAGUGGCAGGGCCCAGAAAUCUUGAAAACCUCCCGCUGCCUUUUGUGAUACUUCCUGUGCUCCCUCAGAGAGAAAUGGAGUGACCUUUUUUUCCUUUACCUGAUUGGCACUUUGCAGUCUGUCUCCCUGGGUAGCAGACAGCUGCUGCCCUUCUCUGGGUAUGUUCUGAAUGUUUACACUGGUACCUUCUGGUAUCUUCUUUAGAGCCCCCUGCAAGCUGCAACCCUAGGCUUUUAUCUUGUGGGGUCAGAGCGCCCUCUAGAGGGAAAAGCUAGAGGCACAGGGUUUCUGCCGGCCCACAACUGCUGUCUUGAUUUGCAUUUUACAGCAAAGUGCUGAGAGUCUGUAGUCGCCUCCUGCCAUCUGAUCUCCCUCCCCACCAUUCCCAUACUCGGUUGUUCUUUUGUCUAAUCGGAGGCCACUGUGCUGAGUCCCUGCAGUGUCUGCUCACUGCUGCCAUCUUCGCGGCUAAUCAAGGUUCCAUCCUCUUUCCCCCUCCCAGUUCCCUACCACGUUGGAUCCCAUAUCAUCACCCAUGCUAGGGUCCCCAAAGCACUGUUGGAUCCCAUUCAUCACCCAUGCUAGGGUCCCCAAAGCAUUGGGGCAGGGGCCAGAGCAGCAGCAGCCAGUGCUCCCUCCUCUACUCUGACCUGGGGCCCCAGCAUCCUGGAGCAGACGCUCCACGCACACACACCCCAGCCCUGUCCCAGGGGCCUGGCCCCCUCAGCCAUCUCAGGGUGAGGAGCUGCCAGUCAUGUCCAGAUGGAAUGACUCCCAUCCUCUCAUCUCCCCUUUGACGAGCCUCAAACUGUUCAGCUCAUCAAAGAGCCAUUGCCAACUUCUGUAUGUGGUUCUGGGUCCCAGGGAGCCUUGGAACCUGGCAGCCUGGGGUGGUUUAAUUCAUCAUGUGCAUUCCUGCUUCUCAAGGGACACAGUGGCCUACAUGGCCCAGCAUGGACCCUGGGCUGAUCAUGUGCAUUCCUGCUUCACUGGGGACACAGUGGGCCCGCAUGGGCCAGCAUGGGCCCUGGGCUGGAGCAAGCACAUCUCCAUCUCUUGCACCUCAGGCGGUAUGGCUGCAGAUGUCAGGAGGGACUGACCUCAGGACCUUCCAGGUUCCUCUGUGCCAGGAAUGAGAGGCCAGGUCCGAUCCUGCCACCUCGCCUUGACCCUGAAGUCAGAGCAGGCCAGCCGGGCAGGAAGCACGCUGUUUACUUUUUGCAUGAAAAGUAAAUGUGUACUUGAUAGAGCUAAAAUAUGAUCUUUUUUAAUUCCUCAACCCCAUAAUUUGAGCCAUUGCCUUGCUUAAUUUUGGUCUCCACCAUUUCCUUUUAGUGGAGAAGAGAGGAAGUCAGAGGGUGGGGACCUUUGCCUGCCCCUGGGCGAGUAGGGGCAGGGAUCUGAGACCAGAUUGUUCUCGCGCCCCUGCCAGAACUCACUCUCCCCUGAAGUUUAGGGUCCCAUCUCCCAGAUGUAAGUUGUUUUGCAAACUCAGUUGUUUGCCAGGAUUUCUUUCUUUCCUAAUCUUAAAGUCACAGAUAAAGCAAUGAAAAGAGUCAGAUCCCAUUUCCGUCUGCCCCCUCGUCACCAGGUCUGAUAGCCCCGGCCACGUCACACGUGGCCUCACACUUUCAGCUGAGACUUGAAAAAGAUGCUGUGGCGGAAGAGCAUGUGGGGCUUGGUGGAGGGGCCCCAGGAUUUGUUGGGGGCAGAGGGGGUGGCGGGACCUUUCCCAGGAGAUACCAGCACCUGCCUCGAUCUCCUGUGAGCCUCUUCUGCCCCCUGUCAGCCAGGUGAGGUCAGCAGCCUGGGAGAGUGCCCCCAAGAGAUGAGGGCACCCUGUGUUCCUUGGUAACAAAAGGCCAUAGAAGUCUGUUUUUCUGGGUCAAUUUUUUUGCCUGAGAAUAACAAAUUGCUGCUGUCUACCUUUAGCACACCCAAUCAUUCUAUUUGGGGCAGUGAAUGCAUAGAAGAUACAAAAAUACGCAGCUUAACUCUAUCUUCCUGCGUGUGUAUUUAUUUUCUUCUGGGUCUAGGCCAUGGUACAGGAGAACUGUGGCGUGUAGGAGGAAUACUUCAGGAUGAGUGAAGGCUGGAGCCAGGGAGCGCUGGCGGAAACCAGCCCUUUAGCCAGCAGCCCCUCCACCACAGGCGCUGCUGUGUGGAACGAGUUCUUGGAAUGAAUCCCAUGCUUUCUGCAGCCUGUAGUUGUUAUGACCCCUCGGAACAACCACCCCCUGUGGCUUGUGUGAGGUCUCGCAGGGAAAAGGGCUGGCUCCUAGGUUCCUGAGAUAAGUUUGCAGGGGGAUGGGCCAGGGCCAGGCUAAGGGUGGCUCAGUUCCAUCAUCUGGAGGUCAGACACUGUCCAGAGGCAGAACCGAAGCCCUCUCGGCCCCUACCCUAAGCCAGCCACCCCUCUUCACAGUGGGUGAGCUGGGCUGGGCUGGUCGGGCUGGCUGGCAUGAGGCCAAGGGGCAGGCCUGAGCGCCAGAGUCGCCCAGGUUAGCCCACAGGAUUCCUUUGCGUGCCAUGGAAUGCUGAAAGACUGGGGACCCUCCUGAAAACCCUUGGCAAAGGUGCCAUCGGCAAGGCUUGGCCUCAUGAAGUCUCGGGUCCAUGUUCCCGCAGGGCGCACAUGCUUGGAGAGUCCUCAGCAGGGUAGCUGAGGCCAGGCCACUUCUGCUGAGGAUGGGGCAGGCUGGGGUGUGGGUGUGGCCUGGGGUGGCUCAGGGCUGGAACUGCUGCCUGAUUCCUGUGUGGGGAGAAGCUCGGUGGCCGUUUGCUGCCACUGACAAGGAUUUCACAUGCAGAAGAGAAAAGGUCCCCCUCCGCCCCCCGCAUUCCCUGCCGAGUGAGUGCCAGUGUUUGCUGCCCUUGCUGGGGGCCGGUAGGAAACUCUGAGCUUCCUGAUGCAGAGUCAUGAAGCAGAGUCCUCGGGAAGGCAUCUCCAGAGCCCCGGGUCCUCCGUCUCAUGCCCUCCGGCUCACAGUCAAGAUAAAGGCCUCAAGAGAAUAAAGAGCCAGCCCCCUUCCAUUUAGGCUCCUGCCAUUUCCCAAACAGUUCUCCAACAGUUAGACAUUGAGGGGCUUCACUGUUAUCAGGCAUGUAACAGAAGGAGGAAGACUAACACACACCCCCUGCCCCAUCCCAUCCCCCUCUCCCGAGCCAUUUUCUUGCUGUGGCCUCUGGUGCCCUUGAGUUGGUCUCCCUGGCUGCCCUGUGGGGGCUUCACUGGCUUCGGAGUGAGCGCGAAGUCCUGGUGAGCAGUGGGCCUGUGAUUGGAUGGGAAGAUGUGCAUCCGUGGUCAAAAGUCACCUGCCAGCCCUGCGGAGCCAGAGCCUCAGGCUGAGAUGGGGAGGCCUCCCUACUUCCACCUGGAUGGUGGGCAUGGCCUGGCUUACACCAAAGGCUCUGACGGUUUCUCAAAGUAGGGAUGUGCAAAGCUUGAAUUGUCCUCAAGAUGGAUGUGAAUCUUACAUUCCUUUUCAUCGUUUCCUUUGUAAAAAUGAAGAGUGCUGGGUUUUUGUUUUAAGAAGCAUUAUGAAGGCCAGACUUACUCAUUUUUCUCCCCCAAGUGAGCUGCAAGAGGCCCCUGUUAGGCCCGUUUCCUGAGCAGUGAUGUGCUGCUCUUCUUGGUGGGGCUUUGGGCUGGGAGGGGAAGGUGGGUCAGAGAUGGGGAACCUGUGGCUGCCGUGCAGGAGCCCCUGUGUCAUCUCGUUGGACUCUUUAAGGGAGUCAGGAAUAGAUGUGUGAACAGUCGUGUCACUGGAUGCCUAUUUAGAAAUAAAGUGUAUGCUGCUGAAUUGGA